Molecule: messenger RNA, 530 nt
Organism: Manduca sexta (tobacco hornworm)
Lineage: Eukaryota; Metazoa; Arthropoda; Insecta; Lepidoptera; Sphingidae
Gene: NdufA3
Exons: 1
Coding region: 215-487 (90 amino acids)
Source: RefSeq, a predicted model, not a curated record
UCUACGAGUUCUCUUAUUUCCGAGUUUACGACAUAGAUUGUCACUAAUUGUCAUGCCAUUUGCUCUUUUCCAUUUGCAUGAAGAAUUAUACGUAAAACCAAAGAGCAUUACAAGCAUUACAAUACUUCGGAAAGUAUAAACAUUACAUUUUUCACAAAUAGAAAAGUAUCAACAUUAUACAGCUAUUCCCGCAAUUAUUUCGUAGGUAUUUAAUAUGACUCCAGAGCCUAAAGAAAUUGGACAUCAAGUGAGAUUUUCCAAAUCGUUGAUAGGACUCUUCAAGAGAAGCUGUUGGGAAAUACCAGAAAUAAUGGGGUCCUCAUGUAUGGCGUUAAUAGGAAUUGGACUAGGCAUUGCAGGUGUCUAUAAAUAUUAUAAGGAAGAUGGUGAUAAUAAGGAAUACAAGCAAACGUAUCUUAUUGUUAGACCAAGUGAUCCAAGAGCAUCAAAGAUUAUUAAUCCUUCCUACACGGAAUAUAAAUGUUAAUUUUCUGGUCUCUCGUAACUUAUUCAAUAAAAAUAUUAUUUUC